CUCGGGAUCCGACCCGUAUUGGUUUAACCCCAAAUCACUCUAUAAAUCUGAAAAGAACGAAGCUUUACCUCUCGGCUCUUUCACAUUUUCGCUUACUGCUCUUUGUCGCUGUCUCUCAUUCAAUCACUCGGCUCGGAGGUUCUGUUUUGACCGUAAGAGAUGUCAAACCAGACUGAAGAAGCUGCUGCUCCAACUGCCCAGAUGGUGGGUAAUGCUUUUAUUCAGCAAUACUAUCUGGCCUUGCAUCGGUCUCCUGAUGUCGCCCACAAGUUUUAUUUAGACUCCAGUGUGCUUACCCGACCUGGGCCAGAUGGUGUAAUGACCUCAGUAACUAGCAUGGAAGAGAUCAACAAGCUGAUCCUCUCUUUAAAUUACCAGAAUUAUCAGACUGAAAUUCUGACAGCUGACGCUCAGUAUUCAAAUGGGGAUGGGGUGAUGGUUCUUGUAACUGGUUAUUUAACGAGAAACAACUAUGAGAAAAGAAUUUUUGCACAAACAUUUUUUUUAGGCCCCCAACAGAAAAGCUAUUUUGUGCUGAAUGAUCUAUUUAGGUUUAUUGACGAGUCUACUGAUGCUAGUGGAAGCUCUCCUACACAUUCUCCAAAACCAACUGUUGAAUCAUCUCUUCUUGCUGAUGACCCUGUGCUGUGUGAAAUUACAUCUGUGGAGGUGGUUGAAAAAGAAAUUGAAAUUGUGGACAGCCAAAAGGCUUCAAUUUCUGAUAAAGAUGAUGUUGCCGAAGAAAGCUUUAUGGUUGAACAGAGUGGUCAAGCUGAGGAAAAUGUUAUCACUGAGAAGUCGGUUGAGAAUCUUUGCACUGAUAAUGUUCUCGCUGAGGAUUCUGCUGAUAAUAUUAUCAUUGUGGACUCGGUUGAGUCAAAUCAGAAUGUAGCUUGUUCUGUUACUGAGGCAGCUGUUCCUAAUCAUCAGGAGGAUGCUCCCAAGAAGUCCUUUGCGUCAGUGGUGAAUGCCCUGAACAAAAACAAGACGCCUUUUCAGCUGAGGGCUCCUCUGCCCAAACAUGUGGAACAGGCUCGAGUACCUGUCGUGGUACAGGAAGCACCAGCUCCUGUUGUGAACAGUUCCCCAGAAAAAAACAGUAAUAAUGCUGCAGCCAAGGCUUAUGCCAUAUUUGUUGCUAAUCUGCCUAUGAGUGCAACAGUGGAGGAACUUGGAAAGCUGUUCCAGCAAUUUGGCCCCAUUAAGCAUGAUGGGAUCCAAGUACGAAGUAGUAAGCAACAGGGAACAUGUUUUGGAUUUGUUGAAUUUGAAUCUGCAAGUUCAAUGCAAAGUGCUCUGGAAGCCUCUCCUAUAGUUUUUGCAAAUAGAAAAUUGUCCGUUGAAGAACGACGGGCUAAUAACGACAGACGGAAUACUCUCCGGAGCCGCGACAACUACAAUGGCGGGAACCGUCGUUAUGGGCGAGGUGAGUUCUCAGGCCGAGCUAGGGGUGGUGGACGCAAUGGAGAUUCGUACCAGAAACCCUAUUCAAAUGGUGGAGAGAAAGUUGCCCAGCCAACAGUCAAGGUGGCUUAAUUAGGCUUUUAUGUUUUUUGUAUCGUUUAAUUUACGAGAAGAUUCUUUUUAAUUCUACGAGGAUAGAGAGGUUUUAGUAACCCAGCGGCAAUUUAGGGAUUGUUUUUAAGAUUGAUAGUUUUUUUUGGUGGGGGUGGGGGGCUUGAUUUUGUUCUUAGUAUUUUUACUUUUAGCAAAAAUUUUCUUUUUUUUUUUAUGGAAAAAAAACUUUACCCUUUAAUAGUUAUUGUUUUGUAACUAUAUUAAUCUUCCGAAUAAUUCAAUUUGGCAAAGGUGAUAGAUAGUUUGGCUUUGAGGUUA
This is a messenger RNA of Humulus lupulus (European hop), 1836 nucleotides long. RefSeq names its product nuclear transport factor 2. Gene Ontology annotation, molecular function: mRNA binding. Bases 160 to 1536 code for a protein of 458 amino acids. Gene Ontology annotation, cellular component: ribonucleoprotein complex; cytosol. The record is from RefSeq and is a predicted model, not a curated record. NCBI's taxonomy places the organism in Eukaryota, Viridiplantae, Streptophyta, Magnoliopsida, Rosales, Cannabaceae. The transcript has 9 exons.